Xyrauchen texanus (razorback sucker) is the source of this 735-nucleotide messenger RNA. RefSeq lists its product as uncharacterized. Lineage: Eukaryota; Metazoa; Chordata; Actinopteri; Cypriniformes; Catostomidae. The coding region runs from base 34 to 735 and encodes 233 amino acids. The record is from RefSeq and is a predicted model, not a curated record. The transcript has 5 exons.
GCAUCUUUGGCUAAAGGGACGGCUGUUUGCGGGAUGCUGUUUGCCAUUGUUCAAUUUAUCAACGAGGAUGAUCUGCCAUUUGCAGUGGUUCCGCAAGUGUGGCUCAGCAAUGACAUGUGCUAUUGGCCCCCAUUUGACCUCCGCAAAAAAGACAAGGGAAACAAUUUAGCCAUCCGCUGUACGUCUCCACACAGCACCUGGGAGAAACAUCAUUUUAAGUUUAUGAAGGGAGCAGAAUCUUGGCAAGAGGCAAUGAGAUAUUUGGUGCGCUUCCAAACAGGUUCCAGCGUUGAAACGACGGAUGAUGACAAGAAGGGAAAGCGAAAGAGAAGCUUAACUUCCAAGUACAGACCCCAGGCCUCUUCUGAUGAAGAGGAGUCUUGUCUUCCAGAUGCACCAGCAGUGCUGUCGUUUCAGCAACCUCUUUUGAGCUUUGAAAACCUUGUUCCCAGUAACAAGGUUUCAGUGCUGCCCGAUGCUCCAGAGGUUGCAUCGAUUCCAGAAAACCAGGAAAAUGUUGAGCCAUCUGUAGAUUUCAGAGCUGAACCAGGUUUCUCCCCAGUAAUCCAGACUCCACUUCACAGAGCCAAGAGUUUGAGUACAAGACACUUGACGGGUUACUCACCGCAGCAGUUUGUGGAUGAAAGGUGUCGAGCUCGUCAAGUACUAAGCUUUACACCCCCAGCAGCACAUUUACCCUGGCAGCAUAUGGGUGAAAACGCUGGAGGUAUGUAA